Acytostelium subglobosum LB1 is the source of this 1281-nucleotide messenger RNA. RefSeq lists its product as hypothetical. Gene Ontology annotation, biological process: G protein-coupled receptor signaling pathway; response to pheromone. Bases 1 to 1281 code for a protein of 426 amino acids. NCBI's taxonomy places the organism in Eukaryota, Evosea, Eumycetozoa, Acytosteliales, Acytosteliaceae. The record is from RefSeq and is a predicted model, not a curated record. The transcript is spliced from 2 exons.
AUGAUGAAGUUGGCAUUAUUAACAACAACAUUGUUGUUGGUAUCAGUUAUAAGUGGAGAGAUAUUAUCUGGACAAUUACAGACUAAUGAUAAUUGGUACCUAUUGGACAAGUUUUGUUUGACUGAAGAAGACUCAACAUUCAUCGUCAAUGUUGAUUUCUCAAAGACACCAAAUGCCAGUCUACUCCUCUACUCUGACCUCUCCACCAACUGGGGCACAAUCGAGAGUUAUCCAUACUCAUCAUGUUACACAAGAUUGAGGUCAGUUAGUACAACUAUAAAUAUAAAUACACCAGAGUUGAUGGGAAAGUCAUUGGACGUUGGCCAGAAACGUGAUAGAUGGUGGUAUCUUGUCUUUGCCAACUGUGGAUCAAAUGAUGGCAGUGACUUUAUAAUUGAUAUCCCAUCAUACUCGAUUAUAAUGAAGAAUGGAGGUGAUUCGUUCAACUCUAUCAUCUCGGCAGACCAGCAGAACAUCCCUCACGCACAGAUAUUCUUUAUUAUCUUCUUCUUCAUCCUUUUGGUCGUUACUAUGAUCAAUAUUGUAUUCCUUGUACAACGUAACUUGGAGUCAAAGGUGAUGAAGUUGUUCUCUGUAGUGCUCCUGUUCAAGAUCCUGGCCCUAUUCGUUUGCCUCACCUAUUGGGCAUACUUCUUCCAUCAAGGCUAUGGUAUGGAUGCUAUCAACUUGGCUGGUAACACCAUUGACCUCGUAUCAAGAUCAUUCUUCAUUCUCUUGCUCCUCCUGGUUGCACAAGGAUGGACCAUCUCUCCAUACUAUGGUGGAAUGGGUACUAAAGUGAUUGCCGCUGGAGUAUUCUUUGUCAUCCUCAUCCUCUCAAUCUGCAUCUACCUGAUCCCCAACGUCACCACCAUGCCAACAAGAAUGUACAUAUUCUUCUACGAUACCAUCCCUGGUUACGCACUAAUGGCCUUCUUCCUGGCCAUCAUGAUCUACUUCAUGGUCCUGUCACGCUCCACCUACAUCAAGCAAGUUGAUCACAUCAAGAAGAAGUUCUUCCUGUUCUUUGGCGUGACUUUCACAUUCUGGUUCCUUAUGCUACCAAUCAGCGUUGCCUUGUCUCACUUCUUGGAGACUUGGGUUCGCCAAAAGACCGUUGUAAUCUUCAACCUCUGUGUUGACAGCAUCUUCUUCCUGAUCAUCACGGUCUUGUUCCGCGCCUCAAAGACCAACCCAUACGUCCACAUCCUCAACCUCGAUCAACAAGAGAAGGGUGUCCGUCUUGAUGACAAGGGAUACCAAGGUGAGGCCUCAGCCUAA